Pseudophryne corroboree (corroboree frog) is the source of this 1059-nucleotide messenger RNA. RefSeq lists its product as uncharacterized. Gene Ontology annotation, biological process: generation of catalytic spliceosome for second transesterification step. The coding region runs from base 31 to 903 and encodes 290 amino acids. The transcript is spliced from 5 exons. NCBI's taxonomy places the organism in Eukaryota, Metazoa, Chordata, Amphibia, Anura, Myobatrachidae. The record is from RefSeq and is a predicted model, not a curated record.
CCUGGUUUCCCCGCCCCGCCUCUCACCGGAAUGCUCAGAUUGGCGUGGCGUCUCCCUGACAACGAUCUCUCCGCCCACCUUACGCCAGUCGUGACCAUUUCGUCACGCUCAGAUCCGGAAGUAAAUGUAAACAUGGCGAGGAACGAGGAGAAGCAGCUAGGGAAGCUGAACCGGCUGUGGCUGCAGAGGGAGAAGGAAGAAGGACGUGUGAAGGACAUUAGUAACAGACCAAGAUUAUCAUCUCUACAUAAAGCCUCUGACGUGAAGAAAUGGAUCCCCAGCAUCAAAAGUGAGAUUGAAUACUAUUUAGAGCAGUCUCAUUUGAUUCAUUAUUCGGACAGAAAGAUUCAGGAAUUCCAAGAAAAGAUUGAAGCACUGAAAAAAGAGUACCAGAGUCACCUGUGGAAGUUACGCAGGUUAGAUCCAUCCUGCAAGGAACACCCGUGGAAGCCGCGAGGAUACACGAGGAAGAGGGCGGCUGAUGGGAAAGCGCCGUCAUGGAUAGAAUCAGGUGAACACACUAGUGGUAAGCUGCUGUGCCUACCCGUCCUGUCUGACACUGCGAGUAAGGAGAAAAGUGACAGCGAGGAGGAGAUCUCAGGUAUCGGAGAAGAGACACCUGUCCCAUUGGACCUCCGCUGUGCCGAUCCCCCAGUGCAGGAUGCGCCUCUAGUGUUCAACAGCCGAAAUUCUCACCCCAAGCACCUGUGGCAGAGGUCACCCUAUAACACCGGCGGAGAUACCACUGAUAAACUCAAGGAGAUUCUCCUGUCAUCCCACCCAGGGCAAAACGAUUUCACCAGCCCAGGAAACGGUCUGGAGAACAGGACAGAAGACACAGCUGGGAAGACCAGAGGCCUCCUGGGAGUAGACUGUUACUCUUCUUCUGAAGAGGAUACUUGAUUCCACCACAAUAGCCUUAUCCUGAACGUGACAUUUGUGUAUAAAGGAUUUUUCCAUUAAUGGGAUGAUGACCCCCUACUGUGUAUUAUAUGCGUAUUUAUAGGUUGCUGGGUCUUGUAAGAUCACAUUUGUUAAUAAAGCAAAAAUAUCUCCAUA